AUGGCUGGUUCCGGAAAUGGAAGUGAGCUAUCGUCAGCAGACUCGUUUUUCUGCACCCUUUGCCCUAGGAAGUUUCUUCGCCUGGACCAUCUCAAGCGUCACGGCCAGACUCACCGUCAGGAAAAGCCUAUGAAAUGCGACUUCUGCGGCAAACACUUUGCACGCAAAGAUGCUGCGCAGCGCCACGAACAGUUGCAUGCCCGUGAAAGAGGAGGCUCACGCCAACCCACCAAGCUCCGCCGGACCUGCUCAAUGUGUGCCAAGUCUAAGAUCAAGUGCUCGGGUGGGUUUCCUUGUGGCCACUGCGCCGCUAGAAGCCUUGAGUGUUCAUAUCAGCAUCGUAAGCGGAGGAGUACCGCUUAUAGAGUAGAAGACGAGGCAUGGUCAAAUCCAGACACCACGAGGAACUCGAAUUCAGAAGGUCACGAUGCUGAGGGCGACACGGGAAUUAGAGAACAGAAUAGCGAUGCUGUUGCGUGGGAUCGGGAGUCUAAUGGCCUUGUCCAGAACGAAGUGUCGGAGCAGCAUGAGCAUCAUUGGAACACACCGUUCACACCAGUUGCCAUCUCCAAUACUCCCGGUGAUAUGUCUUCUCCCAACGCAACGUUAACAGCGUCGCCAGUACCCGACGCAAGUUCUGGGCCGCCGAUUCAAGCUCUCUGCAGUCAGCUGGACGAUUCACCCACGGCUACUAACUGGCUGCCUUUCGAUUAUGCACCAGCGAGCGGCCCGGAACCCAACUACCUGGACUUUGCAUCAUCCCAGGCGCCCUAUGAUGGUGAUGACUCUGAGGCCAUCUCCUCUGAGAGUGUGGACCCUGCAGCUCGGCAAAAUGACGAAGUGUCGGCUCUCAUAACCUACAUGCGUGACAGAUCUCCAGCAGGGCCCGUUUCUGGUCUGAAUAUACCAGCUUCCCUGCCUCAACCCGGACUAUACGCAGCGGGAGCUGGAUUCAGAGAAAGUCAGGCUGACCGACACUAUCUUCAGCGGCAAAUAGCUCGCUCUCGGCUUUGUCAUUCUGGUGAAAGCCUAUCGCAGUCUAGACUCCCCUGGGAGGAGUUGCUACUUAAGGAAGUCCGUCAUGGCAAGAAGACAUAUAAGCAAGCUCUUCUCCAGAUUCCAGAAGCCAUCUUUUACGAGGUGAAGCAUAAACUGCUUCCACAAGAUGGCAGACGACUUUUGUCGAAUUCGUUUCUCAUUCGGGCGGAUAUCUUGUUCGAUAGAGAUACCUUCACCCAUCUCAUACAGCUUUACUUUGACAAUUUCCAUCCUCUGUAUCCGUUUCUUGAUCGCUCCCUUCUUUGCAUACCUGUCUGGGGCUGGAGUCUUUGCAUCGCAACGGCAGCAAUCGGAGCGCGUUAUUUGGGCGUUUCCGAGCUGACCACGUAUGGCGAAGAGCUAUGUGGUGUUCUGCAUGAGCUCCUUUUGAUAGAGCUCAACUUCGGACGAGUGCAGGAUUCGCUUCCAUACAUCCAAGCCCGGAUGCUCGCGGCUGUUGGGAUGUGUCAAAGCCAACUGCCCAGCCAUAUAAAGUGUGGCCAUGUGGCGCUGUCUUUGGCUUGCACUUCGUGUCUUCAGCUUCAAGUGCUGGACGAAGACGACGAAAUUGGGUCGUACCAGCAAGGCCAAAGCAUCGAACAGGUCUGGCUGGCCUGGCGCUUCCGUGAGACGCGAAGAAGAACUGGAUUAUUCAUAUGGCUCAUGGACAGCUGCCUCGCGUUUGCCACCGAACACCCCCCGAAUAUGCCUCUGAAGAACCUCCAACUUCGUGUUCCCAGCAAGGACGAUUUAUGGAAAGCGAACUCCUACCAGGCGUGGCUCAAGAUCGUGGGGGAGCGGUUGGAAGACGAUGCCACCGUAGACAAAUUUCUCGCCGAGGAAGCAAAAAGGCAAACCAUCAGGGAAGCAACGGACUUGUUAUGGCGCAAUCUUUGCGCUCCUGAGUGCGCAACCGAAUUCGGAACGACAAUCGUCAUACAUUUCCUCUUGCGUCACAGAUGGGCGGCAGAUCAGUUUCUGGGCGAUCCUUUGGUUCUUGACUACCAAAGCUCUCAGCACUCACAAGUACCAAACCGGAAUAGAUAUCUGGGCGCAGUGCCAGAGUACGCCAAAUGGCGCAACUACACUUGUGAUUGCCUGGAUGCCCUUCACUUCAAGUCCUCAGGCCUUUCCGUAUGUCAGGGUGGCUUUGAAAACUCAGUGUUUCUACAUUUGCACAUGUCCCGUCUGGUAAUUCUUGUGCCUGUCGCAGAACUUCUCGAAUACGCUCACGAGAACAUCAGCAAGAGCUCGAACCAAUUUCUUCCCCACCAUCUAUACCGCCGUACUAGGCCGAAUACCAAGUGGCGGCACGCCAUACUUACGUGGGUGAAUCAGGAUCGUUACAAGGCACGGCUUGCUAUGAUACAUGCAGGAGCCUUGUUCUGGCACGUUAGACGAUACUCCUCCCAUGCGGUAGUCGAACCUUUUGCCGUUUUUCUUGCAUCGCUCGUCCUUUGGGCAUUUGUGUCAUCGCGCGGUCCUGAUCUACCGAGAGAUAGUCCGAGCGGCGACGAUGACAAUAUCAGUGAUCGUUUCGAGGAGACAGGCCUACCAGCAGCUCACGCCGCGCCCAAACAUACGCGUCGCAUGCCUAGCACUAUACAGAUCGAUCGGCCCGUGGACGACGAGCUUGUGCAGCACUUUAUUCGCUCAGGAGACCACAUGCGGAUAUCACUGGAGGGUAUAAAUGAUAUAUGCUCAAAGCAGGGUCCCGUGCAAAUCCUACGCGAGGCUGUUGGAAUACUGCUGGAGCACAGCUCAGUGUGGACAAUCUCGGAGAGCUAUGCGAACUAUCUCAGCGCCAUCGCAUGUGAGUUGGAGAAAGAAGAACAAAUUGUAUAA
Messenger RNA from Clonostachys byssicola, 2883 nucleotides. The record is from the annotation of a GenBank genome assembly. NCBI's taxonomy places the organism in Eukaryota, Fungi, Ascomycota, Sordariomycetes, Hypocreales, Bionectriaceae.